Branchiostoma floridae (Florida lancelet) is the source of this 1871-nucleotide messenger RNA. RefSeq lists its product as uncharacterized. Gene Ontology annotation, cellular component: nucleus; cytoplasm. The transcript has a single exon. Gene Ontology annotation, biological process: negative regulation of apoptotic process; regulation of cell cycle; positive regulation of protein ubiquitination. The coding region runs from base 76 to 1839 and encodes 587 amino acids. Lineage: Eukaryota; Metazoa; Chordata; Leptocardii; Amphioxiformes; Branchiostomatidae. The record is from RefSeq and is a predicted model, not a curated record. Gene Ontology annotation, molecular function: cysteine-type endopeptidase inhibitor activity involved in apoptotic process; ubiquitin protein ligase activity.
UGUGUUCUGCAGAAAACAGAAUCCAGCCAUCACACAGCUACAUUCACCACAGCCAGACAAACUGAGUCCUACCAGAUGGCCAUCCCUACAGAUGAUAACGUGGAGGCUGGGCCUCCCGUCCAGCUCGGUAAGAUGUCCGUGAUGGCCAUUCCGAGCGACGACAGCGCGAAAACUGGACCCCAGCAAGGCAAGGCUCCGCUAACGAAGAAGUGUAAAGCUCUGCCUUUCCGGAAAGUUCCAAAAUCGGAACAAAAGCCAUCGUCCGAGGCAACUCCAGACGAAAGCCAGGAUUUGCAGCAAGGAAAAGCACCGCUGACGAUGAAAUGCAAAGCUGUGCCUUUCCAAAAAGUUGCUCCGGUUCAAAAGAAAUCAGAACAGGAACUGUCCUCAGAAUCUUCUCCAGAUGAGAAUCAAGAUUCUCAGACAGACCAGGAGCUCGGGCAAACAUAUUCCGUCGCACAGCUGCGAAAGCUGUUCGGAGAGACAUACUCCGUGGAAAAACCCGAACAGAGUUCAAACUUCAGCGAUACCUAUAUGGUGUCUCCACAGGCACAAGACCUGGGAAGCACUUUUGUCGUCAGGGCAGAAAACUCUGAAGAAGCCAGUGCCCUGCCAUACGACAGCUCUGACAUCGUGACGGCUGAAAACGUUGACGACGUUGACGCGAAACCAUUCGACUCAACUUUUAACAAAGGGAAGUUGUGCCUGAUGGCGAUCCCAACAGGACCACAUGAGGAGGAGGAGGAGGCUGGAGGUCCGUCGCCAGGGGCAACCAGUGCUCCUCAGCCUCCCUCCCUGACAGAUGCCAUGAAGUCUAUGGUCGUUAAAAACAUUGUACGCGAGGGCUACAGCCUCGAGCUUGUGCGGCACGCAGUUUGGCGACGGCUGCACGCGGGCGGAGUCUUGUCCGGGCCUGAGCUUCUCCAGGCUGUGAAAGACUUGGAGCAGGAGUACACAGCUGCGGAGAAGAAGCUCGGAGACAAGGUCUUCCUUAAAGAAAAGGAGGAGGUCGAUUUGACCUUGGCCAUGGAAGACCAGGUUGUCCUGUGUGUCCUCUCACAAGGGCACGACCUUGAGACGGUGCGACAUGUGGUGUGGCGACGUCUUCAGGAGGGGAAGGGGCCCUUCAAGUCUGCUCCUGAACUGCUUCAAGCAGUUGCAGACUUGAAACGCGAGUACAAGCAAGCCGGUAAGAAACUUGAGGACAGUGACAAGACAUUUGAUGAAAAGACUGUUGAGUACAAGGAUGGAGAUGGGAAGACAGUGGACGCUUCAAGGGCAUCAUUACAGAGAGCGAAUAGCGUGGUGGAAGCCAUGGUAAGUCCGGUUGUAGAAAACGUGCUACGCGCAGGGUACGAUCGUGAUCUUGUCCAACACGCGGUGUGGCGAAGGUUUGAGACGCAUGGCGAAAACUUUGCGUCCGUCGCAGAACUCUUACAAGCGUUAAAGGACCUAGAGGAUGAAUACGCGAGAGCUAAGGAAAAACUUGGCAACGACGAACUACCGAACAUGCCUCCCGCGGUAGUCACGGCAACAACGACCGCAACAACACCAGAAUCCGAGAACACACUGAGCACAGAGGACAUCCCUCCCUCCCCUACAACAGACAAUGGUACGGCCCGCACCAUCUCUAAGGUGACCACAGAUGAUAACGUGGAGUCGGAGCUUGAGCGGUACCGUGAGGAGCACACCUGUAAGGUUUGUUUCGAUGCGAGGAUCGAGGUUGUGUUCGUGCCCUGCGGACACUAUGCCUGCUGUGGCCAUUGCGCGGAGGGGAUGGCGGAAUGUCCCAUGUGUCGGCGAGGGGUGGACUCCACUGUGAAAGUGUUUUUCUCCUAGGGCUUGCCAAAGUGUAUGAGCUGUUUUGCAUC